CAUUUUCAACUGAGUAGGUUGUCAUACAAACAAAAGGUGUUAUCUAUUGUUUGAAAACAAAAAAGAUUGUGUUAAUUAUAAUCAUGUUAAAAUUUGAAAUAGUUUCCUCAAGGAUUGUGGAAGGUUUUGAGAACGAAAAGAAAUUCGUAGCUUAUAUGUUACAAGUAACUCAAGCUUCAGAAUCCAGGGUGAUGGAUCCAGACCCUGCAAACGUUGAAAGACGGUACACCCAUUUCCUCGAUCUUUACAAUGGUUUGAAAAAAGAAUUUCCGGCUUUAGUAGGCGGAUUGUCGUUCCCCAGAAAGAUUGUUAUGGGUAAUUUUGAUCCAAUUUUGAUUGCCAACCGAUGUGCAGCAUUUAAUUCCCUGCUAGAUCUAGUGGCCAGUGAGUCACGGCUGCGGGACUCUCCGGCUGCUAUCACAUUCUUCCAGGACAUUGAACUAAAUGAAGCCAAGCGACUCAUCAACAACGGAAGUUUUGAUCAAGCCCUGUCUGUUUUGGAGACUAGUUUCAAAUUAUUAAACAAGGUGUAUACGGACAGGUCUCGCGUGGUACUUGGCGCUUUGUGUCGUAUAGUCGCCUGCGCGGGAGCCAGUGACGGAACACUCGCUGGUCCAGUGGAACGCUGGGCACAACUCGCGCUCAAGCGAUAUGAGGCCGUCAGCGACUCUGAUCUCCUUCUCAUUUAUGUACCGCUGUUACAUACAUGCAUUACCAUUUGGGAGACCCUUGGCAGAGACAAGUCGAAGUUGGUUGAGGAGCUGAACGAUUUACGUAAGCGAGGAAUGAAAGUAGAUUCUGUGCCAAGCCUAAUGGAAGCAGUGGAUAGUCUUAUUAUCUAAACAAGAAUAACAGCUGUGACAAACGACUCGAUAAAUAAUUAUCUGAAUACUAAUCUAAUGUAUGUAUGUUUAAAUGUUAUAUCAAUUUGGACCAGAAUAAUGCGCUUUUGAAACAUUAAAACUUGAAUAAUUUAAAUAUUCUCAAUGUUUAUAAAAUUCAAGGAUUCUGUUUUGCAUAGAUUUCAAUUAAUUUCUGCAAGCAAUGCAGCCUUGUAGACUUGAUACCUACUCAUUGGACAAGUUUCGUAGUUCAGUCGCGACUCGACAGGUGGCGUUUUUUUAAAGUAAUUUUAUUCUCUGGGCAUUAUGCAUAUUAGUUAAAGAUCUGUGUUAUCAGGGAUGGCGAAUAAUGCCUCAUUUUUAAAACUGAAUCUCUAUCUGUUGUCAUUUUAUAAAGUAUCGGUUAAUCAAUGAAACGAUACUAAAACCUUCGGCAGUGAGUAAUAUUUUACUCCAUAUUAUAUGAAAUCAAUAAUGCCUGAAUUUCGCAUCCCUGAAAGUAAUAUUUUAUAUUUUGUUUAUUGUGUAUACGUGUAGUGGUUUCUGUAUAUUUGAUAUUUUAAUGGUAAGGCGUUUAAAGCAUUGUAUUGGCUAGUAUCUCACUAGAUUGUAAGUCUAGUUUUUGUUUAAAAUCAUUUAUCUACUGAUAUUAUAUUUUAUUAAAUUAUUAUCGAUUUGCUUAGGCAUAUAUGUAAAACAUAUUAGUUUAGGGAGAAACAAUUGGAUUGUGCCUCGGCUUUAUUUUAGAUCUAUAUUUAUUACGUUUUUUUUUGUGAUUCAACUAAAGAAAAAAGAAUUCAAUACAUUGUAGGCCAGUAUUGCCUCAUGGCCAAAAUAUAUGCAUUUGUCGAUGAACUAUAAAAGGCGGUCAAAUAAAAAUGAUUGAUAUGAAUUUGUCAAACUAUCUGAAAGAAAAAUGGUCAAUUUAUAAAAAAAAAAUCUUUGUGCUCCAAAUAUUAUUAUACUACAGCGAGCUUUAACUUAUGUAACAUGAUAUUAGUCUAGUCGUUUUCACAAAAGUCUUUUUAAAAUAAUAUUAUUAUGAAAGCGAAGUUUAUGAAAUAGCUUUAGAACUGCGCUGUAAACAUUUAACAGUCAAUUAUGUAAUUUAGCUAAUGUUCAACAUAUUACAAUCAGGGCUUGGUAAUGUUAAGCAAUUUUUAAUAUGCAAUUUACAAUAUUGCUUCAGUUUCAGUAAUAUAUUAGUGCAAUAAAAAGAAUCUAGCAUAAUAUUCAAGGUAUACAAUAUGUAGUUGUAUGUAGUUAUUUAGAAAAAUUAAUUAUCAUUAUCUGUGUGAUUAAUGCAAAUGUUUAUUAAGUAGUUUCUUAGUCUACAUGUAAUCAAGUGUAUCUAAUCAGUUUUUUUAAGAGCGGCUAGACAUUUACUAUGAUAUUAUUUUUUAAAUAAUGCUAAUGUUAAGAUGACUGAUAUUUUAUACAUUUGUAGCCAUUGUAGGAAAUAAUAAAAAUUAUAUACAUACCUA
Molecule: messenger RNA, 2326 nt
Organism: Helicoverpa zea (corn earworm)
Lineage: Eukaryota; Metazoa; Arthropoda; Insecta; Lepidoptera; Noctuidae
Gene: Snx21
Product: sorting nexin-20
Exons: 4
Coding region: 84-842 (252 amino acids)
Biological process (GO): protein transport
Cellular component (GO): early endosome membrane
Molecular function (GO): phosphatidylinositol phosphate binding
Source: RefSeq, a predicted model, not a curated record